CUGCAGCCUCCCACGUGGUCAGGCAGGGCGGCGCAGCCACGCCGCUUUAAUACGCAACUUUUGUAUAGGACAACAUCUGAUCCAGUCCCAUCUCUGCAGAAAGCUCCGGUGUGAGUGUGCUUGGUCUCCAGAUCGCUCCCAUCUAUCCAUGCUCCAAAUCCUGCGCGCACUGCUGCGUCCUAGUCCAGGACUAAUUCAGAACUGCGCUUUAACGCCUGAUCCCUCUGUGCUGUUACUGCGAAAGGAGCGCUACGAACUUUAUCAAAACUUAACUGGAGCGUUUUAACAAAAAGGGAAUUUCGGUUGUAUUUCUGGGAGCUCUCACUAUGGAGAAAGGAAACAGCGGCUCGGACGGGGAAAGCAAGCCGGAGUGCCAAUGUGCCACCAAGCCCGGGGUCCAGCGGUGGCUGCCGGGCUUUCCUCUCCUGCUCUGUCUGCUCAUGUCUCUGAGCUCCAUCACCGUGUGUCUUCUGAUGGGCUUCAGGACCCACCAGCUGGAGAACCGGCUGCACAUGGAGCUUGACAAGGCAUCAAUCCUCCUUUCUCCGAAGAGAACUUUCCUAAACGAGGAUGGGACCCUGAUUUCAACGCUCAGCGCCCCAGUGGGACAGCUGGUGGAGGAGAAAAUGGCAGCUCUGAUGCCAAAAUUGCGGACAGCUAGGGAUAUUGGCCAAGGGUGCUCCUGUCCUCCAGGGCCUCCAGGAAAACGUGGACGGAUUGGAAAGAAAGGCGAACCUGGGCUUCCUGGCAAGGCUGGACGGGAUGGAUACCCGGGUCCACUUGGCUUGGAUGGCAAACCAGGCUUUCCAGGUCCCAAAGGAAGCCAGGGGCUGCCCGGACCCAAGGGAGAGAAGGGUGACCAAGGAGACAUUGGGCCAAGGAUGGUUUUCCCUCGAUAUGAUCACGGCUUUCUCGCUGGAGAGCAGUCCAGCACCUUUCAGAGACGCUUUAUGAAGGGUGAUCAAGGCCAAGCUGGACCUGCCGGGCCUCCUGGUCCACCGGGUCCUCCCGGGCCCCGUGGCCCCCCAGGGAACACCGGGAAGGACGGGCCCCGUGGCCCUGCUGGAGAGGCGGGUUUGCCUGGUCGGGAUGGUGUAGAGGGACCGCAGGGAGCCCCUGGGAAGCCGGGAGAAGAUGGAGAACCUGGCUAUCCAGGACAGCAGGGUCCUCCAGGGCCAAGGGGGGAACCAGGUAUUGGAGAAAAGGGAGAGAGAGGCAUGGAUGGACUACCAGGAAUAAAGGGUGAUAAAGGAGAGGCAGGAGAGCAAGGACCACAGGGACCCAUGGGUUAUCCUGGUGAAAAGGGUGCUGCAGGCUCCUCAGAUAUUGUUGAUUUCAACGGGAAGCUUCUAGAUGCUUUCCAGGCCAUCAAAACCAUCAGUGUUUCGGGUCCACCUGGACCACCAGGACCUCCCGGCCCUCAAGGGGAAAAGGGAGAGCUUGGAUUACCUGGGCCUGCAGGAGUAGAUGGAGAAAAGGGAUCCAAAGGUGAUGUGGGUGAAACAGGACCUCCUGGUGAGAGAGGAGAGAAAGGAGAGAUGGGUCUGUCUGGACCUUCUGGGAUGGAUGGACACAAAGGGGAAAAAGGUGACUGCAGACUGGAUGACAACCUGAUUCAGAUGAUUUCUCAGCCGGGGCCUCCUGGUCCCCCUGGACCUCCAGGAGUACCUGGGUCUCCAGGAUCCAUGGGGCUGCAUGGUAUGCCUGGUCCUAAGGGUGAGCCAGGAAUCGGGAUUAAAGGAGAGAAGGGGGAACAUGGGGCUCCUGGAUACAAGGGACUGGACGGCCACCAGGGUCCACCUGGGGCUCCUGGGUUAGUGGGCCUCCCAGGCGCAAAGGGAGAAAAGGGUCGACCAGGGGAACCGGGUCUAGAUGGUUUUCCAGGUCUGAGAGGAGAAAAAGGCGACCGGGGGGAAAAAGGAGACAAGGGUGACAGAGGGACGGUCGGGAAGAGAGGUCUGAAGGGUAGCAAGGGAGAGCAGGGUCCUCCAGGACUGGACCAGCCGUGUCCUGUGGGCUGUGAUGAAAGUAAAGAUCAGUCUGUGAAGGCAGGGCUUUCUUCCCCUGAAACUGCUCCUCUUCCUCCUUCUGGCCCCGAGGCCCCCUGUCCUGUGGGACAUGAUGGGCUUCCAAUACCAGGCUGUUGGCAUAAGUGAUGACUAACCAGCAGCAUGGGACCUGUACAUAUUGAUAUGGAGGAAAUGGCGAGGCAGAAAAUCAAACGCAAGCGUCUCUCUCAGCCCUGAAAGGAACGGAUCCCGGCAGAGAGGGGAUAUAUAAAUUGGCAGAGAGUGUUUGGUUUUUUUUAAAAGGGGCUUUUUAUGAAGCAGAGCUUCUUAUCUGAUGUGUUUGCGUCACACUCAGAUCUUGCGUUACAGAGACUCUCCAGGAGGGGGCGACAGAACUCUGAUUUUCCACAUUCACCUGUGAUGGGAAGGAAACCUGUUGCUGAUGAUGUUGCGCUGCAGCUGGAUAACCAGCUGAAGUUUUCUGGGAGUCAUUGACGUCUCUGGCACAUAAGGAAGGAAAUUACUGUGCAGAUACUUUGUUGUCGAAGAUUGUUGUAAAAUAUUAAUGCAUGGCCAUGAUGUUUAGCACCCUGACAGCUUGUGGGACAUUUGAUCAAACCCCAAAUAUUAUUUUUUUCAAUUUUUUUCCCCAGUUAACAGUCUUUCAUUACACAUAAAAGACUUCAGACCUACAGAAAUAUCAUUAAGUCAACUAUUGUAAAGCUUACGUGUGUUUUAUUGGUUUUGCAUAUUGUUUUUUUUUUUUCUUCAGUUACAGUUUGCAUUCCUGUGUAUACUGCCUUGAUUGCUGAGUAAAAUUUGAAGGAACCGUUUAUCAGUAUUUUGGAUCGGUCAGUGUUGCCAUGGCAAAGAAUCGCCCUCAGCUGAUGCACUUCAACUUAUAGGACUUCAGCUGCGAAGGAAGGCGGGAUGGAUUGCUGCUUACAGUAUUUUGGACAACAGUAGAAGUUUCAUGCUGCUGACUUAAAUGUGUGUGUGAGUGUGUCUAUAUAUUUGUGAAUCAAAAUUAACUCUGAAUUUAAGAACAGUUAUACUUAAUAAUGUCAUUUGAACCAAUCAUAUAUGCAAUAACUUUUCAUUGGUCACAGCUUUUAUUUUCUCUCAGAUAUAUAUGUUCUGGAUGUGUUUUUUUUUUCUUUUUGCUGUAUGGAUUUUUAAAGUUACUACAAAAGCUGUCUUUGACGUGAUGCUGGCAGCAGCUCUCUCAGAUGGAAACAUUCAUUGGUGCUUACUCACAUUGCAAUUUAAACGCACACAUCUGCAGUCUUUUAAAAACCUAUUUCUACUGCUUGUUCUGCCUUGUACUUAUACACUUUUAAAUAUAUGAACAUAUUUGGAAACCGAGGGAGGAUGGAUACAGUAAACACAGAUGCAUUGGGGAACCUUUAAGUAAAUUGAUGUGUCCUUUUAUGUUUUACCUGCCUACAUGCAGUAUUUUCUUUUAAUUAAAAAAUGUUUUCUCCUUUAACGUUACUGCAGUUUUUGGAUUUCUACGGGUUUAUUUAGAAUUGAGAAGAUUUGAGCACCAUCUGCAGUGGUUCUAAAGACUAUACAUAGCCCUGUUAAAAUGUUUUCUCUCUCUGUACUGUAAAGUAAUUAGACUGUAUUUUUUUAAAGAGUAUUUUUAUUUUUGAUGUAUUGUUUUUUUCCCUUUCAGAAUUCACCUUAAAAACACAUUUAUUAGUGAAAAAACUAAAAAAAAAAAAUUGCUAAAAUAAUUUGACAUUUGGUAUGAUGCUACAGAAAAAAACUUUCACUAUUGGUAAAAAGUAUAAUUAAUGUUAGAUUUAUGUCAAACGUAGCUUAUGGGUCAUAAGACAUUCUCCAUCAAUGAUAUAAAGUCCUGACAUCAGCGUUAUUUUGUAAUGUCAGAAAACUAAGGCUAUAACUGAAGGAUGCGAACGAAUAAGUGUGACUGAAAAAAUCCUUCAAGAACAAUAAACUGGAUUAGAUUAAUUGUAAACAUAUUUACAAACAAAACAAACUAUCUCAUUUGUUUGCUUUUAUUUCUUUAAAGUGAGAUAGUCUACGUAUUUUGAGAAACUCCUUUUGAAAUGUGUGUUGAGUGAAAGUUAGAAAAUGUUUGUAGAUAUGUGCUUAAGUUCAAAAUACCCAGAUUUCUUGUACAAUUUUUGUCUUUAUUCAUAUAAAUCUAUUUGAUUUUUGGACCGAGAGUUUUAAGGUUUAUACAUCUUAGUUUAAACAGGAUCAGAUCUUAAAAAUAUUCAAUUAAGAGAAGAAGGUUUCUGUAUACAAGUACUUUAAUCAGAACAACUCAUCGAGUUAUGCCAAUAUAAGCUGGUAAUUAUCUGCUUUAUGUUUAAUGCUUUUACAGAUUCUGUUCAAACUAUUUGCUUGUUAUAAUGGAGUUGAAUUGUGAUUAAAGUUUUACAUCUUACUCAACCUAACUCUACAUUGUUAGAAUGACUUUGUGACAUUUUUUUUCUCUGGUUGUGUAUCUGCUUACAAAAUAUUCCAUCUGUUCUUGCCAAACCAACAUGUAGACAGAAAGAAACUUUCAAGUGUUAUGAGGUUUUUUCAUUAUUAUUCUCAUUUAUAUGCAGUUGUUCUCUUUAUUGAUCAAACGGAUAUGCAAACUUAACUUAAUAACUUUAAACUUUUAUUAAACUGAAUUUACAAGUGAGAUCAUUUUUAAAUAUACUAUAGUAAUAUAGUAUCUACUAUACUAUAAUCAUCAGUAUU
This is a messenger RNA of Cyprinodon variegatus (sheepshead minnow), 4733 nucleotides long. RefSeq names its product collagen alpha-1(XXIII) chain-like. The transcript is spliced from 33 exons. Lineage: Eukaryota; Metazoa; Chordata; Actinopteri; Cyprinodontiformes; Cyprinodontidae. The record is from RefSeq and is a predicted model, not a curated record. The coding region runs from base 327 to 2156 and encodes 609 amino acids.